AAUCGCGUGAAAGCAGGUUACGCUCGCACAUGCGCAGGAGCAGCAGAGUAAUUUGUUGAUACCCUGCCUGGUAGUAUUUAUAUAAUUGUUGCUAUUUCAAAGGCUGAAAUCACCCCUCGCGUGGGGAGUUGUAUCAGCACGCGAGCACAGUGAUCUAGCAGCUUCUCUAUAUGAAGGGCUGAUGGAAGACGCACGGGAUCUGGCUGAACGCACCCCACGUUCAGAACGUAAGCGGAGAGACUCGUUCGGGAUGUUUGAUGGCUAUGACAGCUGCAGUGAAGAGUCCACCAGCAGCUCCAGUUCCGAGGACAGUGAGGAUGAGGUGGUACCUUCCAUCCCUGUCAGCCUGCCCAUUAUCAAGAACAAUGGUCAAGUCUACACAUACCCCGAUGGCAAGGCUGGAAUGGCCACUUGUGAGAUGUGUGGGAUGGUCGGAGUACGAGAUGCUUUUUACUCCAAAACCAAGCGCUUCUGCAGUGUGUCGUGUUCGAGGAGUUAUUCCUCUAAUUCCAAAAAAGCUAGCAUCUUGGCUCGACUACAGGGCAAACCACCAACGAAAAAGGCAAAAGUCUUACAGAAACAGCCUCUCAUGGCCAAAUUGGCAGCUUACGCCCAGUACCAAGCCAGUCAACAGAACCAGGCGAAACCAAAAGCAGUGGUCCCAGCAGAGAUUUUUGACUGGGGUCGGUACAUCUGUAGCAAUAACACAGUCGGAGCGCCAGUCAGCUGUUUCAAGCAUGCCCCUAUGGGGACAUGCUGGGGAGACAUAGAAGAAGGUGUUAGGAUUGAAGUGCUCAACUCUGACACCAGUCUCUCCACCAAGGUAUACUGGAUAGCAGAAAUCAUUAAGCUAGCAGGGUUCAAGGCUCUCCUGCGCUAUGAGGGUUUUGACAACGACACCAGUAAGGACUUCUGGUGUAAUCUCUGUAUCCCUGAGGUUCACCCAGUGGGAUGGUGCGCCUCAAGUGGGAAACCCCUUGUACCUCCAAAAAGCAUACAGCAUAAAUACUCUAACUGGAAAGCCUUUCUUGUAAAGCGUCUUACUGGAGCUAAAACACUGCCACCUGACUUUAAUACCAAGGUACAUGAGAACACGCAGUUCCCCUUUAAAAAGUUGAUGCGGGUGGAGGUGGUGGAUAAAAACUACCUGUGCCGGACGCGGGUGGCGCUGGUGGAGCAGGUCACUGGAGGUCGCCUCAGGCUGGUCUACGAAGAGAGCCAGGACGGAUCUGAUGACUUCUGGUGCCACAUGUACAGCCCCCUCAUCCAUAAUAUAGGCUGGUCACGAAGCAUUGGACACCGCUUCAAACGAUCUGAUAUUUCAAAGAAAAUUGAGGGUCAAGUUGAUGCUCCUGCUCAGUUCUUCCAGAAGGUAAAAGAUGUGGACCAGAGUGGGGACUGGUUCAAAGAUGGGAUGAAGUUAGAAGCCAUUGACCCCCUCAAUCUCUCAGCUAUAUGUGUAGCCACUGUAAGAAAGGUUUUGGCAGACGGGUACCUCAUGAUCGGGAUUGACGGUUCGGAGGCAGUGGACGGAUCAGACUGGUUCUGUUACCAUGGCGCCUCCCCCUCCAUCUUUCCUGCCGGCUUCUGUGAAAUCAACAACAUUGAACUCACGCCCCCUAGAGGGUUUACUAAACUACCAUAUAAAUGGUUUGACUACCUCAGGGAAUCAGGAUCAAUAGCUGCUCCUGUCAAGCUUUUUAACAAGGAGGUUCCCAAUCAUGGUUUUCGACCCGGCAUGAAGCUCGAGGCUGUUGACCUGAUGGAGCCGCGGCUUGUGUGCGUUGCCACAGUGACAAGAAUAGUGCACCGGCUACUGAGGAUCCACUUUGACGGCUGGGAGGACGAGUAUGACCAGUGGGUGGACUGCGAGUCACCUGACCUCUACCCUGUGGGCUGGUGUCAGCUGACGGGCUACCAGCUCCAACCCCCUGCUUCUCAGAGUAACAGAGACAUGCCUCAGUCUGUGCCCAAGCAGAAGAAAAAGGCCCAGCAGUACAAAGGGCAAAAAAAAAAGAGGAAGAUUCCGGUUGGUCGACGGCCCUUCAGUCAGGCAGGCAGGAGGAGGAGCAGCUUCUCAGGGGACGAAGAGCAGAGUCCGCCCCCUUACCCUGCCCAGGGGCCAGCUCGGCCCCGGCCCCGAACCCACCUCCACCAAACCCACAAAUCAGAGUCUCUCCUGCGCAUGAAGGAGGAGGCAGCUGAGGUGGACGAGUUCACCUUCUCACAGGGCACAUCCGACCAGGAAAGCAACGGCUCGGGCAGCUACUACAUCAAACAGGAGCCCUGAGGUUACAUGGUCGGGACAGAGCGGGACAAACUCGGAACAGGACGGACGUCUCGAAAACCUCAGCAGGAUCAGGAACAAGUCAAACUAGCCUCAAAUCACACUCGUAGACCAAUGCCAGCAGGCCUUCAAUGGAGUCAGUACAGGAGAUGAUAAAGAGCAGAAGAUGGUCAUGCUUCUGAAAAGUCCUGAAAGAACAUCCCGCUUAGACAGUCUUCUAACAUUGUAGCUGUGUGUGCAAGUAAUAUCCCAUGGAACCCGUUUCAGGGGUUGGAAAUAGUUGGGCAUUUUCUUUCGUGCCACCGUUGGGUGCCGCAACAUCGGCUUUUUCUCCUCUCCUGUCUGAAACGUCCGACCACACAAGAUAUAUUUGGAUGGAUUCAAAAUCAGCCUUUUUCCCCACAGAGAUGGAGGGUCGACAUGCGCCCGUCCUGCCUUCGCCACAAUCUGGGCCACGCACAGAGACCUGUAGAAACUGUGAGAACCAUUUAUUGAGCCAGGUCCUUUGUUUAAUUUUUGUUUUUUUGUAUAUAUAUACGCACACUCACACAAAGACACACACACACACACACACACUUAUAGGACAGCACAUAUAUAAAUAUACAUAUAAAUAUAUAUAAUUUGGUUGGGUUUGGUUGGUGUUCAGGUUUAUAAAUUGCAGUUGGUGAGAGUCACCCACUGAGCAGCCUGAGGAGAUAAGAAAAGAGAGGCUGGCAGAGACAGGAGCAGAGUUGUGUAUAUUUUGAUUAUUUUCAAAUUGCCAGGUGGACUUUAACUUCAUUGAAAGUACUUGAAGUUUUUUCUUUAUUUUGUCCUUUUGUAAUGAUGUGUGUCUUAAUGUUCCUAUUUUUGCAUUUACAUUUUUGGUGGUUGUGUGGGAAAUGUAACGUGCGUUGUUUCACAGAAGUGAUUAUAUUCAAAUAGUAUGUGAAGACCUAUUAAAAUAGAAUUAUAGAUCAAGGAGUGUGAUUGGAAGACAGAUCCCAGUACACCGCUGCUUAGCAUUAAUGAUGUUGAAGAUUUCUGCAGCUACAUUUAUUUCCGAGUUCAAACAUUACAGAACCAAAGUCUGAUUCAAGAUACAUGAUAUUACUCACAGCAGAGUUUGAGCCCACAGGUUUAAUCAAAUCCACCAAAACUACCCGGAUGACGCAAAACUCAAACUAGGGCGUGUGACAAGCAUAUUGUCAUUAUCAUGUAAUUUAUUUAUUUAUUCACAUUUUUUGAUGAAUCCUUUAGAAAACAAUGAAAAUGCUUUUCACUGUUUUCCUUCCUUUCUAAGAUCAGUCACAAGAUGCUUUGUUUUCUGCCGCUAACCUUCCCAAAUCUUUCACACUGAGCCAUAUUCUUACAUUUGAAAAGCAUUAACAAUGGCUUUGGAAAUAAUUUAUUUAAAAGUCUUUUUAUUGAAAUUUGUUACUCCUAUUAAAUCUCAAUUUACAAAUUGUCCCCAUUUAUAACCUUCGCAUAAAGCCACACUCGGAACCCUUAGGAGGAUUACGUUUUUUAUAUUGAUUACAUUGCAUUGCAACUUUGACGGAAAGUUAUAUAACAUAUCUUAUGCAGUUAUUGCAGAAACUCAUUCUUGCCAUUGUUUCUUAUAAGUUAGGUAUUGAAUACAGAAAUCCUCCUUCACAUUCCACUUCUCUUUCAUUAAAUCUGUACAGUCUAUAGAUGUUGUUAUUCCUAAGCUACACAAAGUGGGUAUUGUGGGGGAAAUCUGUUAUUUUUUGUAUUACUACAUUUUGAGCAACUGUAAAUCAUCUGUAAACACAACUUCACACAACCUCUCCUUCUACGUGCAGCUGCUAAACCUGCCUGUUUGUUACAGUAGAACACAUGAGGCAACAUAAGCUAAAUGAAGCAAAAAAUUAUCUCAACAUGUUCUGUGAUGUCAAACAGCUUCGAGGAGCUUCAGGGACCUAUCACAGUAAAUCCCACAUUACCACUGACUGUGGGUUUGUGACCUCUUGUAGCAAGAAUUCAGCCAUGCUAAUGAGCCUGGGCUUCUUCCUCUAUAUUCCUCUAUACAAAACUCAAAUCUAGCAUAAAUGUAUCAUUUAUCAUUUUUGAAUAAAUCAGGGUCUUUGCGCUGUAAUGUUGAACAGAAAUGAUGAAGCUGUGGAGAUGAAAAGCUUUUUUCAUUUAAAAAACAACAAAAAAAGUCACCGUGGUUUAAAAGACAGAAUAAAUGAGAAACAACUUAGCGUAGUGUGACUGUUAGUGAACAGCAGGGUAUGUUGUCUAAAAGAGAAACCUUACUGGUAUGAUGAGGGUCAUUCUCACUGCCCAACCCGACAAUAUGUACUUUGACCUUCACAGUUUUUGAUAUCGCUGCUGUUAGAGGCCGACCUUCGUUGGCCUCGUGUAUCAGCCAGACUGUGCAGCAUAUUACAGUGUAGUGUUGUGGUGGUUCAUCUUCUCUUACUUUCAUAGGUUGCACUACACCAGUGAUUCAUAUUGGAGAUCCACAUGUUUUUCUGUUGUGUUCUGGACCAUUUCUGCUGUGUGUUACCCUGUCUGUCUGGAACUCCUUCUGCUUAUGGAGUCUCAGGUGUGCCACCGGAAUAUUUCUAAACGUAUCCACUGUUUAAUUGUAAUCAUUUAAUACAUUACUAAAUAUAAACCUAUAUAGAUAUAUCAUUUGUAUUUGUAUUUAGAUAGAUGGAUAAAAAAACUAAAACAAUUGAUAGGUAAAAUCUUUUUUAAUCCAAAUGCUGAACCCACAAACCCCAAUUAGCCAGUUGGCAUGUGACACUGGCCAACUACCUGGACCCUUUGCCUCAGUGUGGGUUGAACUGUGUGAUAAUAAGAUAAAACAUUAGAUUACAUGGGUUAAGUUCUAAUAAAUAAAUACAUAUAACGGGGAGAGAAUUAAAAAAAAAAAAUGUAAUUAUUUAAAAUUAAAUAUAAAUUUUAAUUAGAUUAGAUUAGUAAUUAAUUUACUCCACUUUGAGUUUUUUUGCAUUAUUUAAAUGUAAAUUUGUUUCAGUAAUAGCUUUAUAACAUUUCUGAACAAUAGUGAAAUAUGAUUAAACACGGAAAUGUGGCACACUCGAGACUCCAUACCUUAGGUGUUUGUAGCAUCAAACUUUGCUUUCUGUCAGAGAACUCUGAAGUUGGGCUGUUAUGUUCAGAGAACAGGAAAAUCUGCCUCAUUCCAACAGUCAACAUCAUCGAGCAAUUUUGUCCAUAUACGGAAAAAGAGUAUGUAGAAUAUUUCAUUAGCGUAAUAUGCAAAACAUGAGGGUUAUUUUGUAUCGUUGCGGUUGUUGUCAUGUCAGAGCCUAACGUAUGCAAGCUAGUUUAUGAUUCACCUGAUCCACAGAAUAACAGGUUUGACUUUAGUGGAAAAUGAACGAUGAUGCACUGCUUUUCCAACAGUCUCUGAAGGCAGCAUUCACUUAAAACAGGAGCUGGCAAAAAAACUUAGAUUAUCUCUAUAUAUAUAUAUAUGUCAAUAUAUGUAUGUAUAUGCUUGACUAUGAUGGUAUAGAGUAAAAAAUCCGAAAAGUCAGUAAUUACUGCUUGGCCGUGGAAAUGACGAGACUCCUUCUCUUUCAUUCUUCUUAGAGCUAGACUUCUGCAGCUGUUUAUCUACUACCUCCUGAUGCUAGCCACAUUUAGCUAAAAGUGUGUGAAAUAUUUGUUAGCAUAUGCAAAUGAAAAAUGAUUACCUAAAUACGCUCCACUUGAAGACUAGACACCAAACAAGGAAGAAACUUUUUAUCAUAGCACAUGAGGUAGUCUUCUAAUUUGAAUGAUAUGCAAUAGCGAUAGAUCCAAUAUUAUUUUGCUACGUUGAAUAAAAAACGUAUAGCACCCACAAAUGUUAUGAUCACUACAUUAAUAUAAUUAACAGAUGAGAUAAUUUAACAAAAUGGUAUUAUAAAGCAGUGGUUUUUGUGAGCAGAGGUGCAUACACCGAAAAGUGACUGUAUGGCCAAGGUAUUGACAUGAAGAGCAGUUCUAAUCUUUUCACUGAAACGAUCCAUAAUUUCUCUUUCUACCAGUAAGGUUCAUAAUUCAGUUCUCAGGAAGUUGGUAUUUCUUUUCUGUGUUGUAAAUGUUGUAGCAAGUCUGAAUCAGCUCAAUGGUCUUUUCAUGAUGUGCGUCUUGUGUGGAAGCAAACAAGAGCCAGAAUCACCACAAUGUUGAAAGCAACAGAAAAUUGUGGAGUUCAACCACAACUUGAUUCUUAAUGUUUGAAAUGUAGUUACCACUGAAUUUCUAGCAUUGAAAAAUGUGACUCUAAUAACACUUGUGAAAUUUCUACCAGAAUAUUAAAAAAAAUUGUUUCAUUGAAUGUUUUAGGAUUCAGAUAGAAAUGUUUGUUCAUUUUUUGAUAACUCAUGUUUUGAAUUUUAAAUUGUGUGCACACAAAUGAUCAUCUUGAUCAAGAACAAAAUCUGUUUAAAAAAAACUUCAGGGAUACCCUACAAUUGAAUUUGUGUAAGUUUAAAAUACUUUUUUUCUGACAGUUAGAAUUUGUAUUUGAAUUCCAUAGGAAUUCAAAUCGAUAAAAUAUCUGAAUAAUACAAAUUCAGUGGCAUUUCAAAUUUUUUGUGCUGAGUAAUGGUUAAAUUUCACAAUAAGGUGUUAAGUUGCGUAAAAGAUUAUAUUUAUCAAGGUGCUUGUUUGUUUCUGUGCCUUUCAAACAACAAAGGUCUUAUCUUACUUUCCAUUUCACGUGUUCAUGAUGAAUUCUCCAUUUGAGUGACAACAAAAAAAACACGGAUGCUGUUUGCCUUUUGGUUUAAUCUGCCUUUUGUAGCUUGUUUUCCUCUAAUUUCCUAAAAGAAUAUGGAAUUUAUUUCUACUAAUUUUUUGAAUUUGUCUCCUGAUCUGAUUGAAUACAAAGCUCGGCUGAAUCGCUGCGCUCCUAAGACCAAAUGAGCAAUAAAAGACAUUUUACUCACAAUCAUUAGAAGGAGGUCAGCUUAAAGCUAGGAUCUGGAGUUACUUUUAACUUAUGUCAGAGGGCAGAAGGACACACUAGUGUACUUAACGACAAAACUGCAUUAAUAGCUUAGAUAAAUAAAUAAAAAAAACGACUGUUGUAUGGACUAACUGCUGCUACCCUUCCCCAGACUCUCCCUAAUUAAUCAAAUGCACAAUCAGCACCAUUUUGGAUCUUCUGUUUCUUACUUUCCCUUGUAGAUAUUCUUGUUUCACCAUUGAUCCCCAAAUCUAUCAGUGGAACAUGUUUGACCUUUAUCCACGGGUCCCUGUGUAUUUAGAGUGUUUGCUCAUCAGUAGCUGGACAUGGAAGCAAUUGUGGAUCCAUUUUUUAUGUGGGAUUGGGUGCACUGAUCAACUGAAUGCAUGUAGAACAGAGCUCAUCGUGCUUACUUACUUAUUUUGUCGUGACCAUUUAUUUGUUGGACUUCAGUUUGUCUCCUUGUUUCCUCUUCCACUGUGAACAGGAAGCUUUAGAAGCCUUUUUCCACCAAGAGUGAAGGACAAGAUUGUGAGAUACAAAGUAAAGAUUGAACUCACAGAAGCAAAAUUCUUGUAGUUAAUCAAAGAUAUAUUGUAAUGAUUUUGACUUUAUAUUCCAGAUUAACAUAAUUUUGACCUACGAUCAUCAUUUUUGCUUAAAUUAAAAACGAUUAUUGUUCAAUUUUGUUCUUAUAUUUGUGUCUCUAAUAUUAUGGUUGAACUCACGACAAUAAUUUUGGCUGGCUAUCUCUUAAUUCUGGGUUAUUAGGUCAAAACAUUGAUCAAAGUUUUGGCUUUAAUUUGGUUUUCUUAUGAUCUGAAAAAGUUUUAAUAAUUUCUAUAAUAAUUUUGUUUCCAUAACUCCAAAUUCUUACGAAUCACAUAGAUGACUCAAAUUUUUAUUUACGAUGUCCUUACUUUGAAUUACCAUGAAUAAUCUUAUUUUUACCCACCAUUCAAUUUAAUCCCCUCCCCCUGGUGGUGAUAGGCUUCCAUCAGCAGCUCUCAGUUGUAGUUACAGGGUUGUGGCUCUGUCAGAUGGGGGCAGUGAUGAGGAGCAAACUGAAGUUAAUAUUAGUUUUUUCUUGGAUACUAACACGGGUCUUUUGUAUGUGAUGGUCCCCCUCUAAUUAUAUUAAACCAUUAUAUUGUGGUGCUAUAUAUAUUUGAUAAAAACGACUUAAUGUAUUGGGAUUACUAUUGUCUGAAAAUACUUGUGAAUUGAGAGGGUUAUGGUGCAAAAUUUAUUUUGGAUACAAAUGAAAAAUAAUCUAUGUUAAUAGUUAUAAAUCUAUUGAUAUUAACACUGACCCUUGAGGUACAUUAGAUUGCAGUUUAAAGUUUGUAAAUCUUUUUGAUAGUGUGUACUAGUUUCCUUUCAUAUGGUAAUAUUUGUGCUGUGAUCAAGUUUUGAUAGACUUUGUAAAUAAAGCCAAAUGUUUGGAUCAUAGUAUUGGUUGUAAUGGAUGGCUUCUUUGUUUACAAGCGUUGCAAACAGUUUCCGCAUGGCUGUGAAAGUUUAUCUGGUGAUUUUUGUAAGAUCUGACUUUUACACUGAAUAAAAAAGGCUUAUGACUACAAA
Pleuronectes platessa (European plaice) is the source of this 8810-nucleotide messenger RNA. It is a transcript of the gene mbtd1, whose product is annotated as mbt domain containing 1. Gene Ontology annotation, molecular function: zinc ion binding. Gene Ontology annotation, cellular component: nucleus. The record is from RefSeq and is a predicted model, not a curated record. The coding region runs from base 182 to 2290 and encodes 702 amino acids. The transcript has 17 exons. Lineage: Eukaryota; Metazoa; Chordata; Actinopteri; Pleuronectiformes; Pleuronectidae. Gene Ontology annotation, biological process: regulation of DNA-templated transcription.